Saccostrea echinata is the source of this 456-nucleotide messenger RNA. RefSeq lists its product as uncharacterized. The transcript is spliced from 6 exons. Bases 1 to 456 code for a protein of 151 amino acids. The record is from RefSeq and is a predicted model, not a curated record. NCBI's taxonomy places the organism in Eukaryota, Metazoa, Mollusca, Bivalvia, Ostreida, Ostreidae.
AUGAGGAAAAUGGAGUCCAGUAGACUGCACACAGAAAGAUUCCUUAUGGUGAGGAAGUGUUCUGAUGUCAUUAAGGAGGCCUUGAUGCUUCACACCAAAGAAAUCAAUGAUCUCACCCAUCAAGCUGAACAUUGGAAACAGAAAUGUGAUGUUCAGCAAAACCAAAAACAAAGAUUGCAAGAUGAAUGGAAAACUCUUGAAUCCAAAAACAUAAGCCUCCAGAGCACAGUAGAGAGUUUGAAAGAGCAAAUUCAAGAUCUCAAAGAAAGCCACAGAGAGAAUCCAAGCUUGAGUUGUAAGAUGUGUGAUCACCUCCAGCGAAUGAACAACAGUCUUACAGAGGCUUACAGUAAUAAUCUAAAGGAAAAGGACAGACGAAUCACUGAUCUCGAAAAUCAGCUGUUUGAAUAUACAAGAAAUGCUACUUCAGAGAAGCAAUGGGACUCAGUAAAGUAA